AUGGUCCCAGGCGCCGAGAUGUUCUGGUUCCUCUUAUUGUUAUUUUCACCGGCGGUCUUAGGCGCUAUACCACUGGAGGCCCGAGGUACACAGCUUUGCGAGACGUCUCGAUACGCACACAAACAUCGUGUUUUCAUACUUACGGAUAUCAGCAAUGAGCCCGAUGACCAAAUGAGUCUAGUCCGCUUGCUGACAUAUUCUAAUGAGCUGGACAUCCACGGCAUUGGGGUGGUCACAUCUGUUUGGAAGAACGAUUCCAUUGAUAUUGAUACUGUCCAUGAUGUGUUAGGUGGCUACAGCAAAGUCGUCGAUAACUUGAAUGCCAAUGUGCCGGCCUCAGCUCCGUACCCCUCCGCAGAUGACCUUCUUGCCCUAGUUAAGCCGGGCCAUCCGGUCUACGGUCUGGCUGCUUUGGACCUUGAACUGAGCGAAGCAGCUCAAGAACUCAUUGGCGCUGUAGACUCUGCAACCCCCGCCAAUCCCCUUUAUGUCUGCCUUUGGGGCGGAGCUGGUGUUCUGGCUGAAGCGCUGCACGACGUUUCCUCAUCACGCAGUCAAGUCGAGGUGGCCGAAUUCACUACGAAGGUGCGAGUCUACAGUAUCUCUGACCAAGAUGACGCAGGCCCUUGGGUGAGACAAAACUAUCCUGAUCUCUUCGAGGUGGUCUCGCUUCACGGCUUCAGCGAAUAUACCCAGGCUAGCUGGAAUGGCAUUUCUGGAGAAGCCUAUAGACACUUUGAUGUGGGUGGGCCGAACACAUCGCUGGUGGCCAACGAAUGGCUCCAGGAACACAUUCGUAUAGGCGAUUUAGGCCAGCAUUAUCCGGACUACGAAUUCAUCAUGGAAGGCGACACUCCCUCAUUCUUUCCACUGAUUCCAAAUGGACUCGGCGAUCCAGCACACCCGGAGUGGGGUUCUUGGGGUGGUCGCUACCUCCUUGUCGACGGGUCGGGCCGGUAUCCUGUCUACAGUGACUCUUCAGAUAUCGCCGUCGGAGUCAACGGACAAAUCUACGUAAGCUCUUUUGCCGGCAUCUGGCGAUGGCGCCAAGCUUACCAGUACGACUUUGCGGCACGUAUGCAGUGGACUGUUGAUGGCAACUUCUCCGCCAAUAACCAUGCGCCGGUCGUGGUUCUGAAUGAUACAUGUGGGCCAGAGGUGUUCAAGGUACCUUUAAAAUUUGGUGAGGCCGCUGUAAUCGACGCACGCCAAAGCUGGGACCCUGAUGGAGACCAACUUAGCUUCGACUGGUUUCACUACAGGGAGGUCACGGCACGUGUACAAGAGGGUGUCAUUUCUCCAACAAGUCACGACGUUAAAGUGACAAAACUGGACUCUGCCGGUGGUUUGGUGCGCAUUGAACCAGUGAAGAACUCGACUAUGCAUAUCAUCCUCUCUGUUGAUGAUGAUCGAGAGAUGAGCCUCACGACUUACCGUCGGUUGAUUCUGGAACUGUCCUGA
This is a messenger RNA of Neoarthrinium moseri, 1461 nucleotides long. RefSeq lists its product as uncharacterized. The record is from RefSeq and is a predicted model, not a curated record. Bases 1 to 1461 code for a protein of 486 amino acids. NCBI's taxonomy places the organism in Eukaryota, Fungi, Ascomycota, Sordariomycetes, Amphisphaeriales, Apiosporaceae. Gene Ontology annotation, molecular function: hydrolase activity, hydrolyzing N-glycosyl compounds. The transcript is spliced from 2 exons.